AUUCCUCCCCUCUAUCUGUGAUUGCCUGUUUUCGUCCGGUGUUCUAACUGAGUCGCUCGUUGAGUUGCACCAACGUUAUUGUCGGCAUCAUUAUUUAAUAAUUUAUACAUAGUCGAUAGUCUUCUUUCCAAUAUUCCUCUUUUUCUAGGUUUUUCUCGAGGGUUUUUAGUUUAAUAUUAUUAGUUUGUGAUUGGGAUGGAAUCGGAGGAUGAUAUGCAGGAUGCGUACGAAUUGGCGUCGGCGGAGGAGGAAGACUAUUACAGCGGCGGUGAUGACGAUGGAUAUGCUGCAGAAGACUACAGCUGUGGGUACGGCUAUGGUGAUUGUGAUGAUGACGACACUGGUGAUUAUGAGUUCAUGUCCAAUGACUCUGAUGCAGAUGAAGUUUCCGCUAGUCGUGCACAGAAGAAUUAUACCGUCUUGAAGGAAGAAGACAUACGGAAAAUUCAAGGGGAAGAUAUUAUGAGAAUCUCUAAUGUUCUCUCCAUUUCCAGAGAAGCAGCAUGCAUACUGUUGCGCUGCUAUAAUUGGAAUGUGAAUGACGUGCAUGAAGAAUGGUUUGCUGAUGAAGGACGAGUCCGUAAAACUGUUGGUUUACUGGAGAAUCCGGUGGUUCAAUUUUUGAAUGCUAAGGAAGUGACUUGUGGCAUCUGUUUUGACAACUACACUCCUGAGCUGGUACAUUCUGCAGUGUGUGGCCAUCCUUUCUGUGACUCGUGCUGGAGAGGUUUUCGAAGUACACUUAUCAAUAUAUAUAUAGAUGGCCCUGGAUGCUUGACACUAAGAUGUCCUGGUCCAUCUUGUGGGGCUGCUAUUGGCCAAGAUAUGAUUGAUAUGUUGGCAUCUGAUGAAGAUAAGGAGAAGUAUUUUCAUUACCUUCUGAGAUCUUUUGUUGAAGACAGCCGAAAGACCAAGUGGUGUCCUGCCCCGGAUUGUGAUUGUGCAAUUGAAUUCGUUAUUGGGAGUGGAAACUAUGAUGUCACUUGCAGCUGUUCGUAUAGCUUCUGUUGGAAUUGUAUAGAGGAAGCUCAUCGUCCAGUGGACUGCGAAACAGUGGCCAAGUGGAUUUUGAAGAACAGUGCUGAGUCAGAAAACAUGAAUUGGAUAUUGGCCAACUCCAAACCUUGUCCGAAGUGCAAGCGUCCAAUUGAAAAGAACCAAGGUUGUAUGCACAUGACUUGCACUCCACCGUGCAAAUUUGAAUUUUGCUGGCUAUGUCUUGGUGCAUGGAUAGACCAUGGUGAGAGAACGGGAGGAUUUUAUGCAUGCAACCGUUAUGACUCAGCAAAGCAAGAGGGAGUGUAUGAUGACACUGAGAGGAGGAGAGAGAUGGCCAAGAACUCUUUGGAAAGAUACACUCAUUAUUACGAGCGGUGGGCUUCCAACCAACUGUCACGGCAAAAGGCAUUGGCGGAUCUACAGCAAAUGCAAAGUGUUCAUCUUGAGAAGCUUAGCGAAGUACAAUCCCAACCUGAGUCGCAAAUGAAGUUCAUUAUUGAAGCCUGGCAACAGAUAGUUGAAUGUAGGAGGGUACUAAAAUGGACCUACGCAUAUGGAUACUAUCUACCUGAGUAUGAACCCACUAAGAAGCAGUUUUUUGAAUAUAUGCAAGGUGAAGCAGAAACUGGUUUGGAGAGGCUUCAUCAGUGUGCAGAGGAGGAGCUGCAGACUUACCUUAAUGCUGAAUGCCCAUCAAAAGACUUCAAUGACUUCCGCACAAAACUUGCUGGUCUGACAAGUGUAACUCGGAAUUACUUUGAAAACUUGGUUAAAGCAUUAGAGAACGGUCUUGCUGAUGUUGACUCUCAAGAAGCAUCUAGUAAGACCACCUCAAAGAGCAUAGCAGGGAGCAGUAAGGGAAAAGGUGGAAGGGGAAAGGGAUCUUCCUGGACUGGAAACACGGAUGAUUCAGGUAAUUGGGCAUGUGAUCAUUGUACGUACAUGAACUUGCAAUCUGCAACUACAUGCCUCAUGUGCAACCACCAUCGUUGAGACAGGGACUUUGCUGACAAAAACCACCUUCCUAAAGCAUACAAAGGUUGUUGAAAGAGAAAUUUACAGAUUCUCUGCGUCAAGCUUGCUAUGAUUGGGAGAUGCUAGAAAUAUUGAAAAGAAAUUGGAGAAAUAGCACCCAUUUUGUAUGUUUCAGGUUUAUUUGUAUAUUAUCUGGUUUGGGGGUUUUGUGAAUGUGGUUCUUGUAAAUAAUUUUUCCAUCGGGCCUGUCAAUGAGGUUACAUUCUUGAGCUCUGAUCUAGAUGAUUUGAUUUCCUUUCAUUACACAAGCACGAGAAGGCCUCAUCUAAGGCAUCUUUCAUUCUCCGUCUUGAAUGACAGUUAAUAAUAGUUGGUUUUGUACUUCGUAGACCUGUCAAAUGCACCAUUUAUACCGAAUCUUGAAUAAUAGCUAGUUGUGUGUACUUAAAUUCGUGCUUC
Olea europaea var. sylvestris is the source of this 2433-nucleotide messenger RNA. Its product is annotated as probable E3 ubiquitin-protein ligase ARI8. The record is from RefSeq and is a predicted model, not a curated record. Gene Ontology annotation, biological process: positive regulation of proteasomal ubiquitin-dependent protein catabolic process; ubiquitin-dependent protein catabolic process; protein polyubiquitination. NCBI's taxonomy places the organism in Eukaryota, Viridiplantae, Streptophyta, Magnoliopsida, Lamiales, Oleaceae. Gene Ontology annotation, cellular component: cytoplasm; ubiquitin ligase complex. The transcript is spliced from 16 exons. Gene Ontology annotation, molecular function: zinc ion binding; ubiquitin conjugating enzyme binding; ubiquitin protein ligase activity. The coding region runs from base 196 to 1992 and encodes 598 amino acids.